Molecule: messenger RNA, 762 nt
Organism: Pogona vitticeps (central bearded dragon)
Lineage: Eukaryota; Metazoa; Chordata; Lepidosauria; Squamata; Agamidae
Source: RefSeq, a predicted model, not a curated record
CUCGCCCUCCUCAGCCCACAAGCUCAGGCGCCCAGAUCCACCCGCCGGCCACCCAUCCCUCGGCCCGGAGGAGGUGCUUCGGCCCAAGGUAUAAAAGCCGCCUUGCAGGGAGACCUCGGAUCAGUUCAAGAUCAAGACCUUUUCUCGGCUGAGAGCGACGCCCGUCCACAGCCCUCCACCUCCACCUCCGUCAUGGUGCACUGGACAGCGGAAGAGAAGCAGCUCAUCACCUCCCUCUGGGGCAAAGUCGACGUGGCCAAUGUUGGUGGCGAAUGCCUUUGCCGCCUGUUGAUCGUGUAUCCCUGGACCCAGAGGUUCUUCACGGAGUUCGGCAACCUCUCCAACGCCCAGGCCAUCCUCGGCAAUGCCAAAAUCAAGGCGCACGGCAAGAAGGUGCUCACCUCCUUCGGGGAUGCCGUCAAGAACCUGGACAACGUCAAGGAGACCUUCGCCAAGCUGAGCGAGCUCCACUGUGACAAACUCCACGUGGACCCCGAGAACUUCAAGCUUCUGGGCAACAUCAUCGUCAUUGUCCUGGCGGGUCAUUUUGGGAAGGAAUUCACCCCCGCCUGCCACGGGUCUUUUCAGAAGCUGACCGCGGUGGUGGCCCAUGCCCUGUCCCGCCGGUACCACUGAUUGAGCCACUCUGCAGGAAAAGCAGCCACCUGUGACCACGUUGCUGCCAUAGGAAGUGACCCCCCCCGAUGCCAGUCUUAUUCAACCUUGCUGCCAAAUAAAAGUCAUCCCUGCAAUUUGACCAGA